Molecule: messenger RNA, 690 nt
Organism: Closterium sp. Yama58-4
Lineage: Eukaryota; Viridiplantae; Streptophyta; Zygnematophyceae; Desmidiales; Closteriaceae
Source: the annotation of a GenBank genome assembly
AUGGGCGAAUAUUCAACACCAUCGUAUGGGGACGCGCCUUACUGGGAUGCACGAUAUGAGAAGGAGGGCCCUGAAAAGACGUUCGAUUGGUACCAACAGUACACAGCCUUGGCUCCCAUAUUUGAUAUUUACAUGGACAAAGCGUCCAAGGUGCUCAUGGUGGGAUGCGGCAAUGCAGUUCUGUCAGAGGAUAUGGUCCAGAAUGGAUACCAAGACAUCUGGAACAUUGACAUCUCCUCGGUAGUGGUGGACUUCAUGAAGAAGAGGAACUCUGAUAUCCCGCAGCUAAAAUAUGACACGAUGAAUGUUUGCUCCAUGGGGUUUGACGAGUCUGCUUUUGAUGUGGUUCUUGACAAAGGGACACUGGAUGCCAUCCUGUGUGGUAACAAUUCAGUGGAAAAUGCAUCUGCGAUGUUAAGUGAAGUCUGCAGAGUGUUGAAACCAGGUGGCAAGUUUCUUCUGAUUACAUACGGUGAUCCGCAAGUACGCUUGUCGCACCUGCGAGUUGACACGCUGAAAUGGACCGUCAAAGUUCAUGCCUUGCCGAGGCCUGGAGCAAGUGCAGAGGUAUGCCCGCCGUGGUCCCUAGUGCCUAUGAAAUUUCGCAGCAACGGCCAAAUGGUCCCAAAUGGCGAAGACUUGGAGGGUGGGAAUGUGCACUAUAUUUAUGUCUGCACCAAGGAUGCUUAG